AUGAUGAGCGCCACGACCACCGUGACCAUUAACACUGACAGCGUCGGUGGCGACAUGAAAGCAGCGGCGCCGCCCAAGCGCAACUUUAUCCAGAAGAUAAACGACGUGAACCAGAUGGAGCUGCCCAAGCUCCUGCGCUACAUGCGCGUGGGCAACGUCGUGUGCUCCAUCCUGCAGAUCCUGGCGGGGGCCGUGGGCAUCUCGUCCUUCAUCACGCUCAACAUCACGGGCACACUCGUGUCCAUUUACGUCAUUAUGUUUGGCAUUCUCUUUCUGCUCUUUGAGUGCCGCCUCUCGCGCAUGGAGACGGCGAUUCGAGCCAACUUUGGCUUCUUGUACAGCUACAAGGGACGGGCUGCCUUUAUCUUCUUCAUUGGGUUCCUGGACUUUGGCAUUGGCUCGGCCUUUGCUUCGCUCGCCGGGCUCCUCAUGUGCUUUAACGCGUUGAUUAACCUCCUCGUGAUGUGUCGCCACCCGCAGUUCAAGUCUUCGCUGACUGCGGACGCCGACCCGACCGCUGGAUACACCACGGGCAGCCAAGAAGCUGCAACGUUUAUGAGCAAGAACCCAGAGAUUGCAGCCAAGGCGGGGCAGUACGCCUUCCAGCACGCCGCCAACACACGCCACUGA
This is a messenger RNA of Peronospora matthiolae, 630 nucleotides long. The record is from the annotation of a GenBank genome assembly. Lineage: Eukaryota; Oomycota; Peronosporomycetes; Peronosporales; Peronosporaceae.